AUGACCCAAGGUAUACCUGUGGUGCGGAAGGAUUGUGACUUCUGGAUUGCGGAAGUUGGUAUUAUGGUUGUUGACUCGAGGGUUAAUGGUACUGGAGUAGACAAAUACACGUGUGAUUACAUUCAGGGGCCGAGGGCAGGAAGGCUUGAUAUUCAAGAGCCGUCACCGUCUCGGAAUCUUCCCACACGCAACAAGGACCACCCGCCGUCCUUCAACGGCUGCUACCAGAAGGAUUUCACGCCUCAGGACCUCUUCUCCUCCACGAUCCCUUGCCCGACAGCUCACAACUUCACCACCAAAGAGAUUGUUGCCAGGAUCUCCGUCACCUUCGGAAACUUGAGCUGUGAACUACCGAAGAUUAUACAACGAUUAAGUUAUACCACAAGACUGACGGCUGAGCUGUACUACGUGAGGGAAGGUGUUGUCAACGACUAUGCCAUGAACUGGAGGGUGCCAGUGCCAGCCGACGUCCACAGACUCUACUUCACCUGGGUGGCACUCGACAAGAAACCCGUGCUGUACAAUAUGGCUAUCUGGAUGAACGAGACAGAGGUGGUUGGAUCGCCGUCUCCGCUGGCCAUGCCAUCAGUCAACGUGUCGCUGACGGGCACCGUGCCCACAGCGCCCGCCACCUUCAGGCUGGACUUGCCCUGCACGGGUCUGGCCAGCGCCGAGGUGGACGUUAUCUUCAACAUCAACGUGACGUCACCCAGACCUCGACAGCCUCCCACCGUCCUGUACUUCAAGCGUCGCAAGAUCUGUUUUGAAGGUCAGUCAGCUGAGAUGUACGCGCCACACCUGGGCCCGCUGGGUGAGAGAGGGGACGCCCUGCCUGUUGUGUACUACGUGGUGCCGGCCCUGGCGGGACUCACCCUCGUCGUCACCAUCAUCAUCAUCGUCGCCUACAUCAGGAGGAGGAGGCUCAAGAGGGACAGAGACCCCAGGAUCCUCGGCAUUAACGACCUGGGAGUGAAGGCUCGACCCAUGACCAACUCGACGCUACUGAGGGCCGCCACACCUAACAACAACACCUACACCUUACCAUCCUCCGUCACCAUCAACUCCUACGCCUCUCUUCGGAAGCUUACUACCCCCAUCACACCCCUCACGCCUCUGACUCCCGCCCACGCCCACAACCAUGUAUCCACAACGGCCUCCCUCACACCCUGUAGCAGAGAGAGCGGCAGCAGGGAGGUGUGUGAUUUAAGCAGAGACAGCGGCAGCAGAGACACAUGCCAGUCGUCAAGUUCACUCAGUCGCUCGGAGGUGAUUGUCGACCCCUCGGCCGCUGAGCUCCAAGAAAGGUUUAGGCAAAUGGAGGUGGAGCGUCAGCGGGUGCGUCUUACCGCCGUAGCUCACGAGGGCUCCUUCGGGCGGGUGUUCCGUGGAUGGAUCCAGCGUGACCGGCCGGAACAAGACCAACAGGUGCUUAUCAAGACGGUGACGGAGGGCGCCCCACACGAUGAAGUGGUCGCCCUCUACCGGGAAGGAACUCACCUCUUCAAUCUCUAUCACAGGAAUGUCCUCACCAUGGUCGGCAUAUCCUUCGCUGAUAACUCCUCACCGUUCCUCAUCUACCCCUUCCAUGGGUACCACAAUCUUAAACAGUACCUGCAAGAACACCGAGGCGGGCACCUGAGGGCGGCAGAGUUGGUGGAACUGGCGGUACAGGCAGCCCACGGUCUCUCCUUCCUCCACACCGCUAACGUCCUGCACGGUGACCUCGCUGCCAGGAACUGUGUGGUGAGCGAGAAGCUGCAGCUACGCAUUACGGACGCAGCGCUUUCCCGAGACCUCUUCCCGACAGAUUAUGAGUCUGUCGGAGCCGAGUUGGCCAGACCCAUCAAGUGGUUGUCUUACGAGGCGAUCACCGACAGAGUUGUGUCCACCGCCAGUGACGUGUGGUCCUACGGCGUCCUCCUGUGGGAGUUAACGACCUUAGCGCAGCAGCCCUACGUGGAGGUGGCGGCGUGUGAGAUGGGGGAGUACUUGAGGGACGGCUACAGACUGGCUCAGCCCUUGAAUUGCCCCGACGACCUGUAUAAAGUGAUGGCGUUCUGCUGGGCCAUCCAUCCUCACGACCGACCACACGCUAAGCUUAUCCUUGACUACCUCGCCGCCUUCCAUCAACAGCUCAACAGUUUUAUCUGAUACAUGGAGGCCGGUGGUGGUGGUGGAGGAGGAGGAGGUGCGUCAGCUAACUCCACUGGUGCUAAGAAGUCCAAGACGAAGAAGAAGGAUGCGAAGAAUGAAGAUGGGAAGAAGAGGGAUGGAAAAGGUGAAGAAGGCAAGAAGAGAGAAGGAAGGAAUGAAGAUGGGAAGAAGAAGAGUAAAGAUAAUAUUCUGGAAGUUAAGAAGAGAGAGAAGUAAAACGGACCAUGGUUGUGUUUAUAUGUGACGCAGCUGAUAGGUAAAGAAAGGUGGAAUUAAAAGAAUCAGGAAAAACUCAAGUUCGUAAUACAGUAUAACACAGACGUGAUAUCCAUAUUUAUGGGAUUGAAACCUUUAAACAGAAAAAAAAUACACGAUCCCAUUCACAGUGUUGAAACAAGUCAUUAAUGUCGUGUCAUGCUAAUUAUUGACAAGUUCUUCAGGUGUUCUUACAGGUAUACGUAAAAAACCAGAUAUGCACGUAGAAAAAAUGGAAAUUGAAUUGUGAUAAAUUUUAAAAGUCAAGAAAGGGCAAAGAACAGACUUAAAGUGAAAAAGUGCAAUUGUUAUGAAACUUAAAGAACCUGAAUCAAGACAUCAGUUGGACAGUAAGUUUAGCGAUACAGAAUAAGAGAAACCAGGAUAAAUAGAUUUACUCUCUAACUGUAUAGAAAAUUCGUCAAAAAUCCCCCCCAACAAACACUGUAUAACAAAAUGCUCAAACUCUUUAAAUUCUCUGACUAAUGGCCAAAAAACAGUAAAAUUCACACCAUAACGAAACGGAACACAAGGCUGGUAGAAAACGUCAUGCUCUCACUCCCCCGGGAACCCACAGCACCAGCCAGCCAAGAGGACGUUCAGCUCAGAGGCAGCGACAGCGGUACUUGGUGUCUCCCGUUACCAUCACCUGUAAAUUUCAACCACUUAAAUUAUUGAUAAUAUUUUAAUUAAAUGAUAGGAUCUCGUGUUUUGCAUUAGUUUUUUUUAAUAUAAAAGUCAAUAUUAAUGAAAAAAUUACAAACUCUGAUACUAAGUUCCUAAUUUUUUUUGUAUGUGUACUGCAAAAGUUUAUUGGAAUAUUUUGUUUAAUCGACGAGGAAAUACCAAGACAGGCAGCCGCCCGUUUAUAUCACAUACAAACAAUGGUGACGUCAGGUGAACAACAAUACUAAGACUUACUUUUAUAUUUGUGUUGUUGGGGAAUAACUUGGUGUUGAUUUAAGAAUGAAUUUACACGAAAACUUUUACAUAUAAGAUAAAUGUUACUUUUUUUUUUAAUAGGAGUAGAAUUUAUCAGUGGUGGGCAGAAGGGAAGAUUACUUUUUGAUAUAUACACAGAAAAUAUUACUAAGAACUCUCAAACUUUAACUCGGAAAUAUAUGUCAAUGAUUCCGGAAUAAAAUUAAGUAUAAAAAAAAAUUGACAAAAUAGUUUUGAAAAGUCCUCUCUUUUUAAACCUUCCAGCGAGAGCAUUGCCACUCAACCAUGUGUGUUCAUAGUCAUAAUUUUGUAUUUUCACGUACACUUAGAAAUGUAAUAUUAGACGUACACUACAUACAUACAUACAUAACAGGUUGUGUACUUCACCAUUAUUACAUCUCUCGAAACUGUUCACUAGUCAUUUAGCUUUUGUAUGUUGUAAGUUCUGGUCACAUUUGUACAGUGCAGCUUCUUGGCUAACACUUCCCCCUCCCAUAUCGUGUCCCUCGUGCCCUCCUCCUCUUUCUGCUAUUUAACACAGAGAAAGAGUGAAAAACAGCGACCCUCUAUCCCUUGACGGUAGUGCAGUUAAGGUUUAUUCUCGUCACUAAACAGCUCGGGGUGACAGACCUCUUAGCUAUGGUAGAAGGAACAAUGUCGCUAUUUUUCCCUCACCGUUAAUGUUCUUUUGAUGUGUUAAAGACAAGCUUCCUAGGGUUGAUAAGUGAGUUUUUGUAUUCUCCUUCCUGUGUGUUGCAGGAUAUUGUUGUGAUAUUUCUGGUACGAUGUUUGUAUCCUACGUUAGGAACAAACUGGUGCAAAGGCCCAUGUAUAUACUAGAAUUAUUAUUAUUAUUAUUAUUAUAGUCAUUAUUUUUAUUUUUAUUAUUAUUGUCAUUAUUAUUAUUAUUAUUAUUAUUAUUCGUGAAACUUGAUUGGAUUAUUAAUUUUUAUUUGCAGUGGUGUCUUUUUUUUUUUAGUUGAUGUUCGUUGUGAAUAAACUUGUAACUCAAUAUUUUGAUAUUACAAACAUACAUACACUCAACAUUUAGCAUCUAGUUAACCCUCUAAUACCAACACUGCCGCUGGUAUUAUUAUCAUAUGUUGAUGUAAAUGGUGUUCAAUAUAUUUUUGUUUAUAAUUAUUUUUAAAUGUUACAAUACUAAAAAAAAAAAUAUUGCAUCAGUCACCCCUAAAAUGAAACUACCAUGGGGGAAAUGUACUUCUUUUAUGUACUAAAGGAAGUAAUGUUAUCUUGAACCUAACCAAACUAGUCCAGUACACCAUUAUGUUAUCUGUGGUUAGGUCAGGGUAGCUAUAUCAAACCAAAGAUGAAGUACAGUAUACGUCUUUUUGUCCAAUCCAACAUAAAUUUUGUCCAAUCCAACAUAAAUUUUGUCCAAUCCAACAUAAAUUUUGUAAGACUGAUCUGGAUCGUCCGGUAAGCAUGUUGUCUCACAGGUACAAACAACAAUAAUGUACACAGGUAAAUCCACCUCUCGGUACCAAGAUUCGAACCCUGGGCCUGACUAACAACCUUGAGGGCCCAGAGCGGCGUAUAAUGGAAAGGGUGUUUGCUCCUGUAUGUGUAUAUAUAUAUGUGUAUUAUUGUACAUUGAUUGUAUAUAAUUAUAUUUGUAUAGUUUAUGUGAGUCAGAGAAGAAUAAAAUGAUGCUACACUUA
Messenger RNA from Homarus americanus (American lobster), 5033 nucleotides. RefSeq names its product tyrosine-protein kinase Dnt-like. The coding region runs from base 1 to 2151 and encodes 716 amino acids. Gene Ontology annotation, cellular component: signaling receptor complex. The record is from RefSeq and is a predicted model, not a curated record. The transcript has 11 exons. Gene Ontology annotation, molecular function: protein kinase activity; ATP binding. Gene Ontology annotation, biological process: cell surface receptor protein tyrosine kinase signaling pathway; multicellular organism development; protein phosphorylation. Lineage: Eukaryota; Metazoa; Arthropoda; Malacostraca; Decapoda; Nephropidae.